CAAAAGAAGAAAGCGUGGACGUCAAGAAGUCCACACUCAAGUCAAGUUGCUCUUCGCUUUACUCUCUAACAAGCUCACUUCUUCCAUUGUCUGAUCAAGUUUAUGCAACUCAGGUUCAUAUUUCUCCUCGUGAAUUAUUUUUGUUUUUCUGGGGAUCAGAGGAUGACUUGAAUUUGAUAACGGGAAAAGAGAGAGUGUUGCUGAGCUGCAGGUCUUUACUUUAAGUGCUUGUUGCUAUUGGCUAGCAACAUUUUGCUUCAUGGAGAGGUUCUCCUGGACAUUUGAAGGUCCUGGCCGUGGGGGCCGAUAUCAGCAAAAUAUUGAUGGUGACAGAUUCUGGUUAAGUCAACAAAUUUCUGCGGACGAGUUAACAGACUAUGAGAGGGAGGAUAUAGAAUAUGCAAAAGCCCUUUCGCUUUCAGAAGAAGAUCAGAAAGGAAAAACUUUCAUUAAUACAUCACCGAACUAUGAUGAAUAUCAAUCCAAAUACAAACAAGCUUCUAAAGCCCUGCGAGAAAUAGACAAACUCCAUGCUAAAGCUCAGCUGAUGGAGGAUGAACUACUGGCAAUUGCUCUCCAGAACAGUUUAAAUGUAGAAGAUCGAUCUAGACACAGCGAUGGAAAUACGCUUCAACUUCAUCCAGUUUCAUCUUCAGGCUCGAGAAUCUGUGCAGGUUGCAAGAGUCAGAUUGGUCUUGGCGAUUUCCUGAGGUGCAUGGAUGCUGAUUGGCAUCAGAAAUGCUUUCGCUGCCACGCAUGUGGUCUUGCAAUUGCUGAUCGUAAGUUUUCAGUGUCCGGGGACCACCCCUAUCAUGAAACAUGCUACAGAGACCACCAUCAUCUAAGAUGUGACGUUUGCAAGAAUUAUCUGCCGAUAAACAAAAAGGGAAUGGAGUACGCGGCUCAUCCUUUCUGGAUGCAAAUGUAUUGCCCAGCACAUGAGCGAGAUGGGACUCCAAGAUGUUCUAGCUGUGACAGGAUGGAACCAAGAGACACGACGUACUUGUCGCUUGAUGAUGGUCGAAAGCUAUGUCUAGAGUGUCUACAAUCUGCGAUUAUGAAUACCGAUGAGUGUCAACCUCUUUAUCUCGAAAUACAAAGAUUCUAUAAAAGUAAGAAUAUGAAAGUGGACCAGCAGAUUCCUCUACUCCUGGUUGAAAGACAAGCGCUGAAUGAAGCAAUGGAAGGAGAAACCAAUGGACAUCAUCACUCGCAUGAAACUAGAGGACUAUGCUUAUCAGAAGGACGGAGUGUUCCCACUGUUAUGCGAGGGGCAAGAGUUGGAGUACGCAACCAAUUUAUUGAUUUGAUUACUGAACCUCAUAAGCUGGUUCGUUCAUGCAACGUGACUGCAAUCCUCAUUUUGUAUGGCCUCCCUAGGCUAUUGACGGGCUCAAUCCUUGCUCAUGAGAUCAUGCAUGCUUGGCUUCGACUUGAAGGUUAUCCUAACCUUAGUCCAGAGGUUGAAGAAGGCAUUUGUCAAGUUCUGGCUCAUAUGUGGUUGAAUUCUGAGAUCAAUUCAAGCUCCACAUAUGAUGUUUCGUCAUCCUCAUUGCCGUCAUCUUCCUCUUCAUCAACAUCGAAGAAGGGCAAAUGGUCAGACUGUGAGAUACAACUUGGCAAGUUUUUUAAGCAUCAAAUAGAGAAUGAUAUCUCAACGGCCUAUGGAGAGGGAUUUAGGUUAGGAAACGAGGCAGUGGAGAAGCAUGGCCUUAGGGAAACUCUCCAUCACAUUCGACGGACAGGGACCUAUCCACCGUGAUUUAUUAAGUGGCCGUCUGUGGAACUUUGAUUUUCAGUGGUUAGUGACUUGAUACAGCAUGAGCAAGAGCAUAAGUAGAACUUACGAAUAUAUCAGCAAUCAAAUUUGCUUGACGUUUAUAUAGCAGAUGUCGGAUUCAAAGGUAUAGUAAGACACUACAUUCUAUUUUCUAAAGUAACAGUGAAGGGGUCGGGGAAGUGCAUAUGUACAUGUUUGUGUGAUUUUUCAGCUACGUGUAAUGCUGGGCUCAUCAUGAGAAACUGAUUGAAAUGCCAAUGUAUGUCUUCUUGCGGAGUCACUGCGUCAGUUCUUCAGGA
Messenger RNA from Syzygium oleosum, 2079 nucleotides. RefSeq names its product protein DA1-related 1-like. The coding region runs from base 260 to 1762 and encodes 500 amino acids. NCBI's taxonomy places the organism in Eukaryota, Viridiplantae, Streptophyta, Magnoliopsida, Myrtales, Myrtaceae. Gene Ontology annotation, molecular function: ubiquitin binding. The transcript is spliced from 13 exons. The record is from RefSeq and is a predicted model, not a curated record.